UACCAUUGGUCUGUUUACUUCCGUUUGGUUAACACGUGUGUUUUUAGUUAUCUUCUUCUGUAUUGACGUAUUCGUAUAUAUCUUUAGAUAGAAAUGUAGAAAGACAAAAAGUCAAAAUGUUAAGAAGACAAGCUAGACUUAGAAGAGAGUAUAUAUACAGAAAAUCUAUAGAAGAUAGAGAGAGAACAAUUCUAGAAAAAAAGCAAAAAUUAAAGAAUGCUUUAGACGACAACAAACAGAUACCCACUGAUUUACAGAGUGAUGCUGUUGAACUUCAGAAGACCUUGGACUGGGACGAUAAAGGAGCAGACGGUUUGACCACUCACAUCGACGAUGAAUAUAAAUGGGCUGGAGUUGAAGAUCCUAAAAUUAUGGUCACCACAUCCAGAGAUCCUAGUUCUAAACUUAAGCAGUUUGCAAAGGAGAUGAAAUUGAUAUUCCCUAAUAGUCAGAGAAUAAACAGAGGAAACUAUGAAAUAAAACAGAUUAUAGAAGCUUGUCGAGCCAAUGAUGUCACAGAUCUUGUAAUAUUACAUGAACAUAGAGGAGUUCCAGAUGGUUUGGUAGUAUGUCAUCUGCCAUAUGGGCCCACAGCAUAUUUUACUUUAUCCAAUGUUAUUAUGAGACAUGACAUACCAGACGUAGGGACUAUGUCAGAGGCUUAUCCACACCUUAUAUUUAAUAAACUUACCACAAGACUUGGUAGAAGGGUGAUGAACAUUCUUAAGUAUUUAUUCCCAGUACCAAAGGAAGAGAGCAAAAGAGUGAUGACAUUUGCUAAUGAAGAUGACUUUAUAUCAUAUAGACAUCAUGUUUACAAGAAGAGUGAAGAGGGUAAAGACAUUGAAUUAAGUGAAGUUGGUCCAAGAUUUGAAAUGCAGUUAUACCAGAUUAUAUUAGGUACUAUUGAUACUAAAGAUUCUGCUGAUAUAGAAUGGGUAUACAGACCUUACAUGAAUACAGCAAAGAAAAGGAAAUUCUUAGCUGAAACAGAGGAUGAAUGAAGUAGAAGAUAAACUUAAGCAAACUGUGUUCAUAAGUUCUACAGUUAUAAAGCAUAUGUUGGCAGGAACAAAAGAUCUCUCGACUUGUUUAUGUGCACAUUAUUGAGAAUGUUUUUAUAAUUGGAAAGGUUGAUAGUGAAAAUUGUUCAUUUUGUCAAGACAUUGAUGUGCAAUAAUCAUUUCACUACAUUAAAGAUUUCCAGAAAAAAACCAUUAAAGAAUAUUUUAUUUAA
Molecule: messenger RNA, 1237 nt
Organism: Mytilus trossulus (common blue mussel)
Lineage: Eukaryota; Metazoa; Mollusca; Bivalvia; Mytilida; Mytilidae
Product: U3 small nucleolar ribonucleoprotein protein IMP4-like
Exons: 9
Coding region: 117-1004 (295 amino acids)
Biological process (GO): rRNA processing
Cellular component (GO): small-subunit processome; nucleolus; Mpp10 complex
Molecular function (GO): rRNA primary transcript binding; snoRNA binding
Source: RefSeq, a predicted model, not a curated record